AUGUCAGUAUGGGUGAAUGCUGCAGCUCAGACAUUCAACUCCCUUGGUAUUGCUUUUGGCGGGAUCAUCACAAUGUCCAGUUAUAACAAGAGGAAAAAUAGAAUAUUGAAAGAUGUGUUAAUUAUCGGUGUAGUGGAUGCAGUCACAUGCUUGCUGGCAGGCUUUGCAAUAUUUUCCAUUCUAGGAUACCUCGCAUAUAACCAGGAUAAAGAUGUAGAGGAAGUGAUUAAAGAAGGUCCUGGGUUAGUGUUUGUGAUCUACCCGGAGGCGUUUACAAGUAUGCCAGUAUCUCAGCUGAUCUCCGCCCUCUUCUUCUUCAUGUUGAUUUGUCUUGGAAUAGACAGUCAGUUUGCCUCAGUUGAAGUUAUCGUGACAACCAUCCAGGACCAUUUCGCUCCUCAGGUGAAGCGGUUUCUACGUCGUAAAGAAAUCCUAGUAUUAGUUGUGUGUAUCAUAUCCUUCCUUUGUGGGCUACCAAAUGUUACUCAGGGAGGAAUCUACUUUUUCCAGUUGAUAGAUUACUAUGCAGCCGCAAUGUCCUUGAUGUACCUUGCUUUCUUUGAAGUUAUAGCAAUUACAUGGUUUUAUGGUGCUAAACGAUUAGCAAGGAAUAUUGAGCAUAUGAAUGGUUCACCACCAUCAAUUUUCUUCAUUGUCUGUUGGUAUGGAAUAUCACCACUCCUUAUCCUUGGAAUAUGGGUAUUCAGCUUAGUGCAGUACAAACCGUUCAGUGUGGCAGACUACGAGUACCCGGGUUGGGCGAUUGCUCUUGGCUGGCUUAUAGCAGCUAUGUCGAUAAUUUGUAUUCCUGCAGGAAUGGUUCAUUCAGUUGUUACAGCUCAAGGGAAGACACUCUGGCAGAAAUUCAAGAAUUCAUUAAAACCACAAGGCAUGGAAAAAGAAGAAAUGAACGGAGAUAUUGGUUUUAAAGACAUUAACAGCGGUACAAAAUUUCCUGUAGAUGAUUGUUACUUGGAGAAUGGGCAGAUCAUCUUUAAAGGAAAGUCAAAUCGAGACAACUUGUACCCCAGUCUCUGUGACGAGGUGCAACCACUAAGUUAUAAACAGGUGUGAAUUUUGUGCUGUGUAUUUUGUUUCCAGAGUUGAAUAUGAUAAAAAAUGUCAGGGAAAAUCAAAUAGAAGCACAGAGUUUUACAAAGUACAUCACGAUGAUUUUUAUUUGUUUGAUACAUUUUAGAAACAGCACAAUGUCAUGUGGGUUUUUUUUGUGUUAUAAUGUCUGCAGAAACCCAAGGGAUUCUGCAGAUGUUAAAGCUGUUGUAGCAUAAAACGUGUAAAGAGAAAUUAAUUAAAUGAA
This is a messenger RNA of Mercenaria mercenaria, 1318 nucleotides long. RefSeq names its product sodium- and chloride-dependent GABA transporter ine-like. NCBI's taxonomy places the organism in Eukaryota, Metazoa, Mollusca, Bivalvia, Venerida, Veneridae. The coding region runs from base 1 to 1074 and encodes 357 amino acids. Gene Ontology annotation, biological process: sodium ion transmembrane transport. The transcript is spliced from 9 exons. The record is from RefSeq and is a predicted model, not a curated record. Gene Ontology annotation, cellular component: membrane.